Molecule: messenger RNA, 2599 nt
Organism: Eufriesea mexicana
Lineage: Eukaryota; Metazoa; Arthropoda; Insecta; Hymenoptera; Apidae
Product: junctophilin-1
Exons: 7
Coding region: 143-2599 (818 amino acids)
Cellular component (GO): junctional membrane complex; endoplasmic reticulum membrane; plasma membrane
Source: RefSeq, a predicted model, not a curated record
CGACCACGACGACGACGACGACGACGACGACGAGGACGUGGAGGAAGGAAGAGGAAAAAGAGGAAGAUUACGACGUGGGUGGUGGGGAAACAACUUGGUGGUGGCGGAGGAGGAGGUGGAAGACUAGAAGUGGUGUUAAGAGAUGCAGCAACAGCCACAGUCUGGCCAACAGUCCGGGGCACCGAACGGGGUGGCAGGUGGUGCCCAAUUGCCGCAAACAGGUGGCAUAGGCUCUGCCCAACCUGGAGCGACAGGUACCGCCACGGCGGCGUCCAAUCGUGCCCAGGUUAACGGUGGCAGAUUCGAUUUCGACGAUGGCGGUUCCUUCUGCGGAGGUUGGGAAGAUGGCAAAGCUCACGGACAUGGCGUCUGCACGGGACCCAAGGGCCAAGGUUUAUACUCCGGUAGCUGGCACUAUGGGUUCGAGGUCUCCGGUAUCUACACCUGGCCUAGUGGGUCGGUUUACGAAGGCCAGUGGCAGAACGGGAAGCGCCAUGGGCUGGGCAUGGAGACCCGUGGCCGCUGGAUUUACCGCGGCGAAUGGACUCAAGGAUUCAAGGGUCGAUACGGUGUCAGACAAUCGACCACGUCCACGGCGAGGUACGAGGGCACGUGGGCGAGCGGAUUUCAGGAUGGAUACGGUUCAGAGACCUACGCCGACACCGGGACGUACCAAGGACAAUGGUUCCACGGAAUGAGGCAGGGGUACGGCGUGAGGGCGAGCGCGCCGUUCGGUUUGGCAAGUCAUUACAAACCGUCGAAUCAAGUCAGGGCUUCCUUGACAUCCUUGAGGAGCGCGGACGACGGCGGGGCUGUAGCACCGACGCCGGAGCCGACCGACAGACGGGAUCGUCGAAUCGGUGACAGUAGGGGUGGCUUCGUGCUGAAAGCCAGGAGCGACAAUCCGCCGACAAGAAGAAAGAGCCUGACGGAGAAAUCCCUGAAGAAAGGCAUCCUCUCGGGACUGAAGAUCCGAAAGCAGAGAAGCACGGGUGAUCUGGAGAAACACGACACCGGUGGCAGUAUUAGGAGCAACGUAAGCACGGCAUCGUGGAUGUCGACGGAAAGCUCGCAGACUCAGGUUUCGGCAUCCGUUCAUACCGACGAAGCGUCCUUUGUCAUCGAGGACGAGCAAAUGGAUGCCUCGGUAACCGAGACGUACUUGGGAGAGUGGAAGAACGACAAAAGAACCGGCUUCGGUAUAUCGGAGCGUAGCGACGGUCUGCGGUACGAGGGUGAAUGGUUCAACAACCGAAAGUACGGCUACGGUGCGACGACGUUCCGCGAUGGCACCAAGGAAGAGGGCAAGUACAAGAACAACGUGUUGAUCACCAGCCAGAAGAAGAAGCAUAUGUUCCUCAUGAGAUCGGCCAAGUUCCGUGAGAGGAUAGAGGCUGCGGUGAACGCGGCUCAAAGGGCAAGCAAGAUCGCUCUGCAGAAGGCGGAUAUCGCGAUCUCGAGAACGGCCACUGCGCGAGGCAGAGCAGAGUUAGCGGACACAGCUGCCGAGCAGGCUAGAGAGGAUUCGGAACUGGCUCAGCAAACGGCCAAACAGUUCGCGCCUGACUUCCGGCAACCUGGCCUGGAGAGGUUACGAAACAGAGAGAUACCGAAGUACGUGCCACCACCGCAGGACACGGUGCCAGGGAAGAGCAUUCUUCACAAGACGGCCAACGUGGAUCAGCCAGGGAGCACGCCUACGAAGAGUCCGACCUCUGACACAACGUCUGGGACGACCACGUCUGCGACAUCCACGGCGAGCAACGUGAUGCAGUCUAUCAGGAGGGCCAGCAUGAAGCCGCAGAGCCAAUUGUCGCAAAACCAACUGCUGAGCAAUCAAUUGCAGCAGAAUCAGCUACAGCAGAAUCAGUUACCGCAGAAUCAGCUGUCGCAGAGCGAAUUAGCGAAUCAGGUGACCCCGGCUCAACUGGUGAACCAGCUACCUCUGAAUCAGUUAAACCAGACCACGUUGGGCGGCCAAAAUCUUUAUCAGACGCAGUACCCUCAGAUGGCUCAGAGUCCUAUGCAGCAGGUCCAGUAUCCUAACAGUAUACCGAAUCAGUAUCAGCCACCGAGCCAGUUCCAAGGCGGUCCAUACGCCCCGCAGAAUCAAUAUCAACCCAUGAAUCCACCUCAGGGCGAUCAGUAUUUGUAUCAACAGCAGCAGCCGAUCGGGCCGCAGGGGUAUCAGGGCAUGCAGGGUUACCCUGGCCAACAGGCGCUACCGAAUCAAUACGGGCCAAGUCAUAUGAAUCAAUACAAUUCCCAGCAGCUUUACGGGCAGCCCCAGCAGCAGCAAUUACCACCCCAACCGCAAACCCAAAUUCCACAACAGUACCAGCCUGACGGUGUUGGAGAUGCACAACGACCACCGAGUUCCUCGAGUAUACGAAGAAAUAGCAGAGUUCUAACCGCCCAGGAUCGACCCAACACUAUCGGGCAAACGCUGAACGACAGGCUAGACCACUAUAAGAGGCCGCCCAGCCGGGACAGUUCCGUGGAUCGUUACGCCAGAGCGCAUUCCCGGUUGACUGGAUCGAGACAGCCGUCCGUCGAUAAAAGCAUCACGAAUCCGCCCCAGGACAUGCUCGACAGGUGA